This is a messenger RNA of Ficedula albicollis (Collared flycatcher), 1280 nucleotides long. RefSeq names its product retinol dehydrogenase 16-like. The coding region runs from base 140 to 1096 and encodes 318 amino acids. The record is from RefSeq and is a predicted model, not a curated record. Lineage: Eukaryota; Metazoa; Chordata; Aves; Passeriformes; Muscicapidae. The transcript is spliced from 4 exons.
GGAGGCCCAGCGGCAUCUCUGCGGUCGUUGCCCCAGAGUCCGCUAGUUAAUUAUUAACAGCGGGUAAGGACAAGAUCCGGACAAGCCGCUCCCGGGUCACUUCCCAGUCCUCAUCCCGGUGCCGCUGCCGCUGCCGAGGAUGUGGCUGUACGUGGUGGCUUCGCUGCUGGGGCUGUUCCUGCUGCGGCGCUGGCACCGGGAGCGGCAGACGGUGCCGCGGCUCUCGGAGAAGCACGUGCUGAUCACAGGAUGCGACAGCGGCUUCGGGUCGCUGCUGGCGCGGCAGCUGGACGCGCGCGGGCUGCGGGUGCUGGCCGCCUGCCUGACCGAGGCCGGCGCCGCGCAGCUGCGGGCGGCCACCUCCAACCGGCUGCAGACCGUCCUGCUGGACGUCACCUCCAGCAAGAGCAUCGCCGAUGUCACCGCCUGGGUCCGCGAGCGCGUGGGUGAUCAAGGGCUCUGGGGGCUGGUGAACAACGCCGGGAUUGCCAUCCCCACGGCCCCGAACGAGUGGCUGACCAAGGAGGACUUUGUCAAGGUGCUGAACGUCAACCUGGUGGGGCUGGUGGAGGUGACGCUGAGCCUGCUGCCGCUGCUGCGGCGGGCGCGGGGCCGCGUGGUCAACGUGGCCAGCGUGAUGGGCCGCGUGUCCUUCUUUGGUGGUGGGUACUGCCCCUCCAAGUACGGUGUGGAAGCUUUCUCUGACAGCCUCAGGCUUGAGAUGCGCAACUUCGGGGUGAAGGUCUGUGUGAUUGAGCCGGGCUACUUCAAAACAAUGAUCACCAACGUUGACAACCUGGAGAAGAAUUUUCAUUCCAGCUGGCAGAAGCUUCCAGAGGAAGUCAGAACGGCUUAUGGGGAGAGUUACCUGAAGCAGUUUGUGACAAUGCUCAAGACACUGCAGAAGACCUACAACUCUGACCUCUCGCUGGUCACCAACUGCAUGGAACACGCCCUGACCAGCCUCCACCCCCGCAGCCGCUACUCUGCUGGCUGGGAUGCCAAGCUGCUCUACCUUCCCAUCAGCUACCUGCCCUCAGCCCUCAGCGACGCCCUGUUCUCCUUGUUCUACCCCAAAUCUGUUGGGAAAGCCUAAAAUGGGGAUGCAGCAGGCAGCCAGGACCAGAGUGGGAUCCAGUGAUGCAUAGUAGGAUCCAGAAUAGGCUGCAGCCAAGGCCACACUGAGGUCCCUGAAUUUGUAACUGCAUGUACCUCUGACCCUCUGUCCCCUACUCACCGACGGGUUUGUCCUGAAUAAAGAUGCCCUGUCCCCUCCUGGC